AUGUUGUACAUCGACGAGUGUUCAGACCCAGAUCACCAAGCCGGCUGCAACCAGAAGUGCUACAACUCCCCCGGUAGCUUCCGCUGUAUGUGUGACGAUGGGUACCGGUUCAGAACCAGCGAGAAGAUCCACUGUACAGAUAUCAAUGAGUGUCUGCUGUACCCCAGUAUCUGUGAGGAACCGGCUCAAUGUGUCAACAACCCUGGCAUGUAUGAGUGCCAGUGUCCCCCGGGCUUCAGUUACAACUUCACCUUGCGUUCCUGUUUGGAUGUUGACGAGUGCGAGGUGGGCGUGUGUGAGGGCGUGUGUGUGAACACGAUGGGUAGCUACUCCUGCCGCUGCGAAGGUCGUCAGGGCCUGCGGUUAGCGGAGGACCAGCGUUCCUGCGAGGAGGUGCCGGUGUGUGUCCAGCUCUACGACUACAAACACGCUGAGAUGCUGUACCUGGGAGAACAAUUCACCGGAGGGCCUGUCAUAUACCUCCGCUUCAGACUACCGGAGAACACCAAGUUUGCUGCAGAGUUUGACUUCCGUACGUUUGAUCCAGAAGGGGUGGUUCUGUAUGCAGAGUCUUCCCAGGACUCGUGGUUCAUGCUGGGGCUGAGGGGAGGACGGAUCGAGGUCCAGUUCAAGACCCAGCACUCCCUGAAGGUCACCAGUGGGGGCAAGGCCAUCAACGACGGACAGUGGCAUGUGAUCUCAGUAGAUGAACUCGAGUCCAGUAUCAAUGUUAAGAUCAGUAAGGAAGCUGUGAUGAGCAUCAACAGCCCUGAGAGUCUCUUUACGUCCAUUAACGGGAAACUGGAGACCAAGGUGUACAUCGCAGGGCUGCCCAACCGCACCGACAGCGUCAUCAAACCGAUCAACCCUCGCCUGGACGGGUGUAUACGUGGCUGGAACCUGAUGAACCAGGGGGCGUCUGGGGUCAAAGAGGUUAUUCAGGAGAAGAAGAGUAAACACUGUUUCCUGCACGUAGAGAGAGGAACCUACUUCACUGGGGCAGGACUGGCUCACUUCAACAUAGACUACAUAACCACAAUGAUGACACACUCUGUUCGGACAUGUAUAGGAGGACUGCCAGAUGAGGUCCCAGUCUCCGCCACCCCAGUGACAGCCUACUACCACGGCUGUAUGGACGUCAACGUCAACGGUCGCCUGUUAGACUUCGACGAGGCAGACACUAAACACAACAGCAUUAAGUCCCACUCCUGCCCCCCUGUCUCGCCCCCCCAAGACACUCUCUGACGACCCCCCCCCCACCACUCACCCUACAGGAAGUGACCUCACAGCCAGGUCGACCAAUCACCACACAUCUCUGUCCUGAGGCCCACAUCUGUGUAUAUGAUCCUCUACCUAAUGAUUAGGAGGAGGGGGAGGGAGG
Messenger RNA from Oncorhynchus masou masou (cherry salmon), 1381 nucleotides. Its product is annotated as vitamin K-dependent protein S-like. The coding region runs from base 1 to 1245 and encodes 414 amino acids. Gene Ontology annotation, molecular function: calcium ion binding. The transcript has 9 exons. The record is from RefSeq and is a predicted model, not a curated record. NCBI's taxonomy places the organism in Eukaryota, Metazoa, Chordata, Actinopteri, Salmoniformes, Salmonidae.